AUGCGGGAAAAAAGGCACCCCCCCUUGUUGGUGGUGUCGCUGGUAAUCCUAAUUUGCAUCUUAAGGAGUUCCCUCGAAUGCGUAAAUUUAACUCCUCGGAGGAGGAAGGCGGCCCCGGUCAGCAGCCCCAAACAGGUAAAGGCAAAGGAUCAGAGAAGGAGCAACCGAAUGAAGGGCGCCAAGUUUUACAUCCCCAGCUGUGGAGUGAUCCCAAAAAGGGGGAAGCGAACCAAUAAGGAGAUCUUCAAACUGCGUAGGGGCUGCGGCACGACGUGCUCCUACGAAUGGGUAGAGAGAGACGACGACGUAGAGGUGAAGAUCUGUCUGGCCCCGGAUGUCACUUCCGACGACAUUCAGUGCAGCUUAAGGAGCGACUACCUUUUUGCCAAGCUGAAAAACAAACCGCAGAGUCUCAUAGAGGGGAAGCUAAAGGGACAGGUAGACACAAACCAGUCGACGUGGUUCCUAGAAAAGGGUGAGGACUUCUCCCUUUUGAUGAUUCAUCUGAAGAAGAAGAAGGAUAGGGGGAUCAACGAAUGGGUAGGGGUCAUCGAAAAGGAAAACAUCCUUCACCUUUCAUAUGAUAAUGCAUCGUCAGGAGAAAACAACUUCAGCGCAUCUGCACAUGUGAACGCCCAACCGAAUGAGCUCCUCCUGAGAGAGGUAUUUCCCAAUGCCAAGGCGGACGACGUAUUCAGCUUCAUCCUCAAGUGGGCCAACACCAAAUCGAAUGGCCAAAACGAAUUUGGCAUCCCCAGGAUGAAAUUAAAAACGGUGGCCACGAAUGAUGAAGACCAAAUUGAAAUCAUCAUUACAGGGUUUGACUUAAAGUGGGAGGCGGAAGACAGCUUGGUAAUCAAAUUCAGCUCGCUGGAGAAUGGAGUCGAAGUGAAUGUCCACAGGGGGAAGGUGGCUAGUGGGGUUAGAGGCCUCCACGGAAAUAUGGUCAGUUUUUUGGUGAAGGAAUGCGAGCAGAGGGUACUGAAAAAGCUGCAACAUGACUUGAAGGGAGUUUUUUAUUUAAACCCGACUUCGAAAAAGGCAGAGAUGCUCAUGCAUAGACGCGCUCCCCAGACGAACUACGACUACGUGUCGAGUGGGGGCGCGGGCCCGCAGCACAUCUCCGUGAAUAGGGAAGAGCUGAGCGGAAAGCCCACAAAGGGGGGCAGUGCCAACGGGGCAGACCACGGAGCGGCACACGCAGCGGCACAUAUGGAGAAGGGCACAAACACGCAGAAUGCCGCAAACACGCAGAACGCCACGCACAUAAGGAAGGACUCCCCGCAGGAAGAACUAAUCGUCGAAGAACUGAAGCUCCACUCGAAAGUUAACCUAACCUGUGAGGACAAAUCCAAGGAGCCCGAAUUUAUGAAGCACUGGUCGGAGGAGAAAAAAGUAGAGUUCAGGAGGAACUCCGUUUUGCAACUGAAAAAGAAUUUAGAAAUGUCGCAGGAGAAUAAACUCACCAUGAAGAUGGAGGACUACGUCAGCUACAUGAAGGUGUCGUUUGAUCUGUCUGAUGAGGAGGCCAAGCUGGUGUGGAGGAAGGGCAUGGCUAAAUCGGACGAGCAGAAGAGCAAAGAGCGCUUUUACAGAUUCGUGGAAGUGGAGAGGCUCACCGACCGGAUAGGGGUGGCCGUUCCGGGGGGAGCGGCCAACCCAGCCGCGAAUAGCCUCGGGGAGGAGGACUCCCCUUCCUACUGCCACGCGGAGGAAAAUCCCCACGUCGUUGACUUAACUAGGAAGGAAAGGCUCCACGAGGGGGAACGCACAGCGGAUGGGGAGGAUCACACAACAGAUGGGCAGGAUCGCACAACGGGUGGGGAGGCCAACCGAAGCGACAUCAACCGGCGCUUCUUCAACUGCCUGGAGGAGGAGCUGCUCGACCCGGAAGACAAACCCAAACUGACGUUGCACGAAAUGUACAUCAAAAGUGACCAGAGGGAAAAACAAAAAAUGAGAGAAAAAUGGAAAUUGAAUGAACUAAGGUUAAACACGCUGAUUAGCGAAUUGGCCUACGCAGAAGAAGAUAUGAUCCCCACCAUCUGCAAUAACUACCGGGAUGUACUCCUCAGCGAUGAGUAUGCCUGCCUCAUGCGAAUUAGACUGCUCGAAGCUCCCCCAAAAAAUGCAGAAGAAAAAAGAAUCCUUAAAAUUGUUAACUCCUUCGCAUUAAGUCUCUACGAUGAUAUAAAAAUUAUUAUGGAGCAUGAGGAAAGGGAGCACUUGAAAAAAAUACAACUGAUUUGCGAAAAGGCUAUCCACGAUGAGAAGGGACUUAAUGAGUUUAUAGAAUCUAUGAAGCCACUUCUAGAUUACUCAUUCCUUGGUUAUAUAAAACAUGCCAUACGGAUGGAGAAGCGCAAAAUCAAAAUGGAAAGAAAGGACUUCAGAGAGCAACCAUCCGACUGGCUAAUCAUCCUGAUGAUUAUUCAAAAGGGGAUCUACUCCAUUUUGGAAAAAGACAUAUGGGAAGACGUCAUCAACAUCACGACCAUCAUCUGCCAGGAACAACCCUCCGUACGUAAGACCAUGCUCACCACCAUGGUUGCCUCCAUGCCCAAGGCCGACUGGAUCUUUUUCAAGGACGUCAUUAAAACGAUUUAUAAGAGUGUGCAGGAGAGAAAACUCACGGCCAACCAUUUCCCCGAAUUCCCCCACAUCCCGGAGGCCAUUUUCCAGCUGAACUACGACGUUGAGAGAAUUCUGCCUGACUGGUUCAUACGGCAAAUGCUCGACGAAUACGACAAGUCCGUCGUGGAAUUGAUGAAAUCUAGGAAGCCGCUCUUCUGGAAGAUGAAGGAGACCAACUGGGACAAGACCUUCGUCGACCAGUUCAAGCGCCUCCAGGUGCAGCAGUUCCAGCGCCACGCGGCGGGGGCAGCGCCAGCCGAUUAG
This is a messenger RNA of Plasmodium vivax (malaria parasite P. vivax), 2898 nucleotides long. RefSeq lists its product as hypothetical. Bases 1 to 2898 code for a protein of 965 amino acids. The record is from RefSeq and is a predicted model, not a curated record. The transcript has a single exon. Lineage: Eukaryota; Apicomplexa; Aconoidasida; Haemosporida; Plasmodiidae.